This is a messenger RNA of Zophobas morio, 888 nucleotides long. RefSeq names its product odorant receptor Or1-like. Lineage: Eukaryota; Metazoa; Arthropoda; Insecta; Coleoptera; Tenebrionidae. Bases 1 to 888 code for a protein of 295 amino acids. Gene Ontology annotation, cellular component: plasma membrane. Gene Ontology annotation, biological process: detection of chemical stimulus involved in sensory perception of smell; sensory perception of smell. Gene Ontology annotation, molecular function: olfactory receptor activity; odorant binding. The record is from RefSeq and is a predicted model, not a curated record. The transcript is spliced from 3 exons.
AUGGAUGAAGUCCAUCACGACUGGAAAAAUACCAUCAACUUGAACAUUCUGUUCUUGAAAGUAAUGGGUUUGUGGCCAAGAAAGAACGAAGUCUACAAGCCAGGUUUCUACAUGGUAUAUUGUGGCAUUGUCGUCACGCUUUUCGUCGCCUGGCACAUCUUCACACAAGUGAUUAACAUUUACUUCGUCGGUAACAACUUCGAAUCCGUCGUUGCCAUCGCGUACAUAAUUUUGAUAGAAAUUACGGCGAUUUUCAAAGUUUUCUUUGUUAUAAAGAAUACGAAAAAGCUGAAAGAACGAAUGGCUCUUUUAAAAAGCAACUGGUUUCAAAAGAGCAAUCAUGAACAAAAAGUUUUGAUUGAAUCUAGUAUCAAAUUUUGGAAAUCUGUUUACCGGAUGUUCAUAGCUAUGAGUGUCUCAUGUAAUACCUUCUGGUUGAUCUACCCACUUUUGGAUUCGUCUGCGGAAGAAAAGCGUUUACCGUUUCUAGCGUGGUAUCCAUACGAUUACAGAAUUUCACCUUUGUACGAAAUUACGUACGGUUUUCAAGUAUUUAGUGCAACUUAUUUGACUUUGGUUCAUCUCAAUGUUGAUAAUUUGAUGUACACUUUCAAUGUUUAUAUGAAAUGUCAGUUUGAUAUACUGAGUGAUAACUUAAGAAAUUUUACGAAGAUGUCUAGCGACUUCAACAAGAGUUUGAUUAUGUGCGUUUUACAUCACAAGAGAAUUUUAAGGAAUUUAUUAAUUUUUGUUAUAAAUGUUAUUAAUCCAAUCAAGAUAUCAGCUUUCAAUGUUUUUUACCUUUCUUUAGCUACAUUUAUGACAAUUCUCAAAACUGCCUGGUCGUAUUUUGCUCUCCUAUACCAACUUAGUCUGAGAAAUAAAUAA